UUGUUAACGCCUACCAUUCUUCCUUACUUUAGCGUGGUGCAAGAAGAUUUUCAGUACGACAAUCGCCUAUUUGGGUUGCUAAAAAGCGCUAAUUUUUGGAGAAGCCGUCAGCUUAACGUCUUCAAUGACACGUUCGUCGGAAUUUCGACUCGUUUACCCUACACCGUCCAUGCUGGAAUACUGAAAGUUAAUUACAUUCGUCUUGGAAUUUUUGUAUCCAGCAUUCUCCUCUUUAUUUUUGCAAAAAAUUUGGCUCGGAACUCGUUUUUCUUCUAUGGAAGUGGUUGUUCAUUGGGGUUGCUGACAUCACUACUUAUUAUCGUCUUUAUCAUGUACAGAAUAGCACCAAAGUCUCUUGUACGACUACCGUUUAUCAUUGGCGGAUGGUCCUUAUCAUUCUACGUCCUGCACUUCAUAUGGAAGAAUUCCGGGACGAUUUUCGUCCAGUAUCAGAAGCUUCUCCUCGCUUAUUUUGUGACCGUUCUAGCUAUUUCUUUUGCUGUGUGCUAUAAAAGAGGGCCCCCUAAAGAUAGCCGUUCUCAUGAUAUUGCUCAAUGGACUUUACAAGCGAUAGCACUAAUUCUUAUUUACUCAACUACACAGGUGGCCUCACACGUUCGUUUUUCUGGAAUCCUUGAUAGAUCUAGGUGGAAGAUUUUCCCUCCAAAACUACGUUUAUUAACUGAAGAAGAAUACGAAAAAGAAGGCCAAGAAGUGACAAGGCGGGAGCUCGAACGUCUACGAGAAUUUUGUCGGAGUCCAGAAGCUGAUGUGUGGAAACUUACCUGCAGGGUUCGCGAUCCUAGAAGACUUGCUCGAUUUGUUGAUGGUAAGGAAGGGCAUAUUCUUGAGGACGAAGAGGAUUUGUAUGAUGAAGAGUCAAGAUACUCAAACCAGUAA
Angiostrongylus costaricensis is the source of this 900-nucleotide messenger RNA. NCBI's taxonomy places the organism in Eukaryota, Metazoa, Nematoda, Chromadorea, Rhabditida, Metastrongylidae. The record is from the annotation of a GenBank genome assembly.